This is a messenger RNA of Heterotrigona itama, 1697 nucleotides long. The record is from the annotation of a GenBank genome assembly. NCBI's taxonomy places the organism in Eukaryota, Metazoa, Arthropoda, Insecta, Hymenoptera, Apidae.
AUGUCUUUUAAACUGUAAAUGUAGAACAUUUAGAACAAUACACAAUAUUGAAAACAUAAUACAUAAUAUAUUAUAUACAUAAUAUUCAUAAUUUCAUAAUUUAAAUAAUUGCAUUCAUAAUUCAAAAUUUAUGCAGAAAUAAAUAUGUAUUUUGAACAUUAUAUGCAAAUCAGAGUAGAAUAGUAUAGUAAGACACGUGCGAUCUGUAUGCGUCACAGUAUAACGUGUAAGUGUCAUGGAUUCAAAAGAUUUAUGAAUUAUAUUGCAAGGAAUAUUUAAUAAGAUUUUUUAUUGCAAUACUGAACUUUUUCAUUGAUAUUUGUAUAUCCUAACAGAAAACAUUUUAUGAAAUCUGUGAUUGUUGUAUACAUAAGAGGUUAUGUACUGUGCUUAAAUAUUGUUGUAGAAAAACUCUUCAUAAACAUUGUCGUAGUAAGAAUGUAUGUAUUUACAUGUAAGUAUAUUCUUUUCACCGACAGUUAACACAUAUUUGGUUUUAGAUUUUAAUUGAACCAUAAUUCAGAAUGUCCUCUAAUAAGUCUGGCAGUACAAGGAAUUCAAUUCCAUCAAAUGUCCAAAUAAAGGUAGAACCUGGGACCUCCUUGCCCGUAGCUAUACAAAAUAUUAAAACAGAACCUGGUUUAUCAGCCACAACUAGAUUAACUUCUUUCCGUUUACCAAGAGAUUUAACAUUAGGAGGUAACAUUAAGACUGAGAAACCCAAGAAAGUAUAUAUACCAAAUUUAAAUGCUCAAAGAAUAAAGAAAAAGGAGGAUGUAACACAAAAUGAUUCUGUAAAAUCUUCAGAUAAAGAUCAGAAGAGAGGACGCAGUAUUAUUGAUAGAGGACGUGACAGAGGACAUGGAAAAAAAUCCAGCAAUUUGAUUCAAUCUAGUGGUAUCUGGUCUACUGGGAUAAUGACUUCACCAGGAAAACGCCAUAGUAGUAGUUCCAGAGACAGUGAUAGAAGCUCUCAAGCAUCUUUAGAAAAACCAAAAUUAGAUCUGAAUCGUAGUGUUGAUAAAGCUGAAGAGGAAGAAAAAGUAAAAUUGUUACUAAGGGAUGAUUUUAUUGAUGAUGGAGAUUCUCUAAACAUUGAAAAUGCACCAAUUCUUUUACCACUAAUCAAAGAAGUAUUAUCACCAAAGAAGGAACUUAAGACGCCCAAAUCUAGUACAGAAACGAAAGAUGAAUUUCUAGAUAACAUUCCUAAUAUUGUUGAAAAUAAAACAAACUCAUACAUCUUAAUGCAGUUUCCAGAUUGUUUACCAGGUCUAGUAAAUGGUGUAGAAAACACUAGACCUGGUCGGUCAAAUAUGUCAAAUUAUGAAAAAGAAAGCAAACCCCAAACGGCAUUUUGUACUUUAAAUAGCUUAAAACCUGGCAUUUUAGGAAAAUUACAAAUCUUGAAAUCGGGUAAAACACGUUUGUUAUUAGGAGAAAAUAAUUUAGUUGUUGAUGUUGGAUCACAUCUUACAUUUCGGCAAGAUCUUAUUGCCGCAAAAUUGGAUACUGAAAAUUUAGUCGGUGAAUUAAUUAACCUAGGUCCAGUUAGCAGUAUGCUUUUAUGUACGCCCGACUGGGAAUCAAUGUUGGCUAAAUUGUAAAUCAAUUUUUAAUAUGAAUAGAUUUUUAUUAUAUAUUCUUUAUUAUGUAGAUUAUAUAAAGCAUUUACGGGAAAGAGGAAGAAGUUUUAA